UGAAAAUUUUGAUAGAUCAACUCGAAAUCAAAUUUGAUAAGUAGUGAACAUUUUUCUGAAUAAUAAAAAUUGCAUGCUCUGUUGUAGAAAGAGAUUAAUAUUUCGAAAUUCCUUCUCAAAACAAAUAGAAAAAUUCUAAAAACUUAGUGACAUUUCGUUUUAGUGUAAAAGGUGAUAAUAACGCAAGCAAAUGCUAUGAGCGCCUGACAUAAAGAAGGAGAAGCAGAAGCAUGUCGAACGUGGAAAACGUAUGUCCUCAAGCGUUGCGUGGCGUGGCACGCGAACUCCGACAGCUGGCGGCUAAUCCUCCGCCGGGCAUCAAACUGCAGCUGCGAGACGACGACAUAUCUGACAUAGUCGCGCUUAUCGAUGGUCCCGCGGAGACGCCGUAUGAAGGGGGCGUGUUCCGCGUGCGACUCGUGCUCGGACGCGAGUUCCCCGCCAGCGCACCGCGGGCAUACUUCGUCACCCGCGUCUUCCACCCCAACGUCGCCGCCGAGACCGGUGAGGUCUGCGUCAACACGCUCGCACGCGACUGGCGCCCCGAGCUUGGGCUCCGGCACGCGCUCCUCGCUCUGCGCUGUCUGCUCAUCGCGCCCAACCCUGACUCGGCACUCAACGCGGAGGCCGCCGCCCUACUGCGCGACCGCUACGACGACUACUUCGCGCGCGCCAAGCUGCUCACCGACAUCCACGCGACCCGCAGCCGCGCCNCCGCCGCCGCGCCCGCGCACGCGCCCGCGCCGCCCGCCAAGCGCCGCCCCGCGCCUGCCCCCCGCGCAGACAAGCGCCGCAUCCUGAAGCGGUUAUGAGCCGUCCCGAGAUCAAACGAUCAGACCACGCAAAUGGACUCGUCCAACACGAGCGAACUUUAAGAUAUUUGCAAAAUUGAACUUUAAGUAGUAGGUGAACUUUUUAAUAAUUUAAUGUGUAUCUGCAAAAACUGAAAUCCUUGCGUUGAGUGUGCGCUGGACAGUCUGCUGCCCUUCCUCCAUCUCCUUCCCGAAGCUCUUCCCUCGCGAACGUCGAGUCACUAAAUAAAAUGUUACCCCAAGUUAAUUGAGUUAGAAUCCUCCGUGCGGCUGGAGCUGAGCUGCGAGUGGCGCGGCUGGACAGAGCGCUCUGCUGCACGUGACGCUCGGAAUAUAAAUUCACAAUAUCGCUAUUAAAAUACGUUUCCAUAGAUUUAAUUCCUAGAUUUGUAAUAUUGUAUUGAAUUAAAAUAGAAUAAUAUAUUAAUAACUGUGCGUACAAAAAUGCGUGUUUUAAUU
This is a messenger RNA of Bombyx mandarina (wild silkworm), 1271 nucleotides long. Its product is annotated as ubiquitin-conjugating enzyme E2 S. The record is from RefSeq and is a predicted model, not a curated record. NCBI's taxonomy places the organism in Eukaryota, Metazoa, Arthropoda, Insecta, Lepidoptera, Bombycidae.